GGGCGCGGGAGCCCAGCGCCGCCGCGAGCCGCGCAGGACGCUCCCGAUGCCGGCCGCCAGGGGGCGCGGCCGGAGCCGGCGCGGCGGAGCCCGAGGAGGGAGGAGGGGAGCCGGCGGAGAAGGGUCAGCCGCGGCGGCAGGGGCGGCAGCGGCGCAGCUCCGCUCCCCGAGCGUCUCCCGUCCCGGCGCCCCAGGAGGGCGCGCGGCUCCCGCCGCAGGGAUGCUGCCGCCCGCCCGCCGCGGCCGCCGCCUCGCGCUCCCGGCGCUGCUCUCGCUCCUCACCUGCUCGCUGGCUUUUGCUUUGGUUUCUGAAGAUACAAAGGAAGAGGUCAAGCAAUCUAAGAAUUUGGAGAAGAGUGGUGUCUCAAGGAAAAGUGACAUAGAUUUAAAAGGAAUUGUAUUUGUCAUCCAGAGUCAAAGUAAUUCUUUUCAUGCAAAGAGAGCGGAACAGUUAAAAAAAAGCAUCUUAAAGCAAGCAACAAAUCUCACACAGGAACUCCCUAGAGUCCUCCUUCUUCAUCAGCUGUCUAAGCAGGAAGGUGCAUGGACGAUACUUCCACUGUUACCACACUUUUCUGUAACAUAUAGCAGAAAUUCAUCAUGGAUUUUCUUCUGUGAAGAAGAAACAAGGAUACAAAUUCCAGAACUCUUAGAAACACUCAGAAGAUAUGACCCAUCAAAGGAAUGGUUUUUAGGAAAAGCAUUACAUGAUGAAGAAUCUACAAUAAUUCACCAUUAUGCCUUUUCUGAAAAUCCUACAAUUUUUAAAUAUCCAGACUUUGCUGCUGGCUGGGCCCUUAGUAUUCCACUUGUAAACAAGCUUACCAAGAGGUUAAAGAGUGAAUCCCUGAAAUCCGACUUUACAAUAGACUUAAAACAUGAGAUUGCCCUCUACAUCUGGGACAAAGGCGAUGGGCCUCCCCUCACUCCAGUGCCUGAGUUUUGUACAGAUGCUGUGGACUUCUACUGUGCUACCACCUUCCAUUCUUUUCUACCACUUUGUGGAAAUCCAGUGAAGAAAGAGAAUAUAUUUUUUGCAGUAAAAACGUGCAAGAAAUUUCAUGGUGAUAGAAUUCCCAUUGUAAAGCAGACCUGGGCGGGCCAGGCAAGUCUCAUUGAAUACUACAGUGAUCAUGCAGAAAGUUCCAUUCCUACAGUAGAUCUGGGGAUUCCCAAUACAGAUAGAGGUCACUGUGGAAAGACAUUUGCCAUUUUGGAAAAAUUUUUGAAUUACAGUCAUGACAAAAUAGCAUGGUUGGUCAUCGUGGAUGAUGAUACAUUAAUAAGCAUCUCCAGACUCCAGCACUUGCUUAGCUGUUACGACUCCAGUGAACCGGUGUUUCUGGGAGAGCGGUAUGGCUACGGCCUGGGCACUGGCGGCUACAGCUACAUCACGGGAGGAGGAGGAAUGGUCUUCAGCAGAGAAGCAAUCAGGAGACUUCUUGCCAGUAAAUGUCGCUGCUACAGCAAUGAUGCUCCCGACGAUAUGGUCCUAGGCAUGUGCUUUAGCGGGUUGGGAAUCCCUGUGACACACAGUCCUCUCUUCCAUCAGGCUCGGCCCGUGGAUUAUCCUAGGGACUACCUUUCUCACCAGGUUCCCAUAUCCUUUCACAAACACUGGAACAUUGAUCCAGUAAAAGUGUAUUUCACGUGGCUGGCACCCGGUGAGGAAGACAAAGCCAGGCAGGAGACACAGAAGGGCUUUAAGGAAGAGUUAUAAAGCGUGCUAGCCUGGGAGCACAGUUUGGGUCGGAGACUGGCAUCGUCCUGCUGAGCGGUGAGCAUACUGUUGCCACAUGCCACAUGGCAUUGGAAGCCUUUUGACUUUAGGUUGAAAUUACAUAUAUGGUAUUUUUUGAGGCGGGGGGCAGGGAACAGAGUCAUAGGGAAAACCCUGGGAUUUUUUUUUUCUGGGGGAAAAAAAGCAUUUGCUUUUGCAUUAUGCAAUUAUUGUUAAUAUACAAUGAUUACUGUGUAUUUUUUCAAGUUGUGGUAUAGCAGCUUUAUUACUGUCACAGAAAAAUAAAUGGUACCAGAAGUCUCCCUCCUAUUUUCUCUCUUCAUUAUAAAGUGUCAGAUGGGUAUGAGACUGGAAAGACAUGGCUGUAUUUAUAUAUGUGCUAGAUACAUAUAUGUGUGUGUAUAUAUAUAUAUAGUACAUAUAGAAUAUAUACUUUAUACAUAUAGUAUAUAUUCUAUACUUUAGAUAGAGGAGGCAACAUCUGUUGACAUGGAUAUUGCCAUGGUGUAAACUUUUUGACUGUAUUAUUGAUGAUGAAAAUUAUUUUCUGGUUAUUCAGUAGGAAUAAUGCUGUAGUAAAUAUCAUUCAUAAAACAUCAUAAAAGUCUAGAUAUGAAGUCCCCCAUAGUCUGUAAUCAAGGUUGUUAUGUUUUAUCUAUUGUUCUGUUUUUGCCUCAUAAAAAGAGAAUAAGAAGUCUUCUGUUAGAACUUUCUAUUUCUUUAGAGGUUCAUCUGUGUUCUAUUUCUCCCCAAAGCCCUAUCUUUAUGACCUCCUUGUAACACAAAAGUGUACUGGAUGCUGCCAGAAAAUAGUGUUUUCAAUAUUUAAAGACAAUGUUGUCAUGAUUUAUUCAAGUCAGUGAGCUCUGUGUAAGUCUCAGGAAGUGAAUUAAAUUAAUUUGUACCUGAUGUUUUACUCUUAUUUUUCCUUGAAUGUUACUUAAUGACUCCCUGCUGGCUCAUAAUAGACCCUCCAGUGUACCAUGAAACCCUCGUGGAAAGACAGCAUGGUGAUUUGGCAAUUACCCUGGUUCUUACAGAAUGAGAUUUGAACACAGUAUUUUUUAUUUUCAAAUCAUAUCUUUAAUAUAUAGUAAUUUAACACAUUAUUAAUUUGUAAAAAGUACUCUGAUGUUUUAAUUAUAGAAUUCUGUUUUUCUAAGAGUGUUUGCAUAAAAUUUGAUUUUCGUAUGUCUUAAACUAAUUUUGGUCUAGUAAAAUACUUUCCUUUUUUUAAAAAAAUAAAAAUUGCUAUUCGUUAACUUUGCUUAUAAGGCUCAUAAUUAUAGUGAAGCGCAGGGUUUUAAAGCCAUACCACCAAAAGUACCCAUGUGUGUUUUUUUUUAACAAUAUUUUUUUCUUGUAGCUUAGACUGGACUCAUUUCCAAAAUGAUGCAAUAGUAUUUUUACCAUUGUUCCAAAUUAGCAAAUACCAGGACUGGUGUGUUUUCAGUGGUACCUGAAUGCACUGGAUUUGUUUCUGUGAAAGUGGAUUUUUGUGGCCUGUGCAAGGAAUGGAUCGGAGAUGAUGAACUGGAUGUGAAGCACCCUAAGGAUUUAUAGAUCUAUCAAACUAUUGGUGGUGACAUCAGCAUUGUUGUCAUAGCUGGGCUGGUUGUCAUGGCUACUGUUGCAGAGGCCUCCGGGUCACCUGUGAUAAAAUCCCCCUGGAGGGCCUGGCUGCCUGAUCCAGUGGAGAAGAGGCUUUGGUUCUUCCUGCUCCUGCUCCUACUUGCCACACUCAGAAUACAGCAUAUUCGUUUGAUAGGACUGAACCAGCAUCUGUAUGUGAAGAGCCACGUCAAGUUUUCUUAUGAUCAGUGCCUUCUACUGAUACCGGAGCACCUCCUCUGGUACUUGUUGGUGUUUUGUUAAUUAUGUUUAGUUUCUGGAACUAUGUAAGCCUAACCACAAAUAAAAGGUCUUUGCCUAAGUUA
Molecule: messenger RNA, 3678 nt
Organism: Nyctereutes procyonoides (raccoon dog)
Lineage: Eukaryota; Metazoa; Chordata; Mammalia; Carnivora; Canidae
Gene: B3GLCT
Product: beta 3-glucosyltransferase
Exons: 15
Coding region: 47-1720 (557 amino acids)
Cellular component (GO): membrane
Molecular function (GO): acetylglucosaminyltransferase activity
Source: RefSeq, a predicted model, not a curated record